Molecule: messenger RNA, 1989 nt
Organism: Fusarium verticillioides 7600
Lineage: Eukaryota; Fungi; Ascomycota; Sordariomycetes; Hypocreales; Nectriaceae
Exons: 1
Coding region: 109-1839 (576 amino acids)
Source: RefSeq, a predicted model, not a curated record
UGUGCUCAUGAUCCGCUGCCUUCCAUCUUUUUGAUCUCUCUUUCGUUCUUUGUUACACUACCUAAAUUAAUUCUUUCGUUAAUACCUCUCAAAGGCGGGUCACUGACCAUGGCCUGGAAAGUCAUCUUACCCCUGGUUACCUUCAUUAUUCUCGCAUCUGCUGCCCAAGUCCCUCGAGAAAUUCAAUGGACGGACGACACAUUCGGACCUGAUGGUCCCUGGCGUGGUGUCAGCGUCCAGAUUGGAAGCAGUCCCACUUCCAUUUCACUAUAUCCUGGCGGGACGUGGGAAACCUGGCUUAUCAGCGAUGAUUACUGCGAACGAGGAACGUGCUAUGCUUCGAAAGCAGGUACUUACGACAAAAGAACCGGCGACCGAACUGGCUUGAAUAUCCUCGUGGAACUGGAUAACUUCAUGCAAGGUGUGAAUCUCGAAGGCGACACGAGCAUUCGAUACCGAGACGAUAUAAUGUUUGGCGAGAUUAAUACUAUCAACUCGACUAUCGCUUUGCUUGACGCGCAGAAGAUUAAAUAUCCAGGCGGUCAGACCGUACCUUUCUUUGCGGGUUGUCUGAGUUUGGGCGGUCCAGGAUCCGUCAACCAAUCCUUUGAACAACCCGACGGGAAACCUGCUACCAAUGGCAGUAUGCCACCUGGAUGGUUCUGGGAGAACGAGUUCACACCGUCCAAUUCCUAUGGUAUGCACAUCGGAUCCGUCAAGCCCUCUGUUGCUGGUUCUCUCUGGUUCGGUGGAUAUGAUAAGAACCGCGUUAUUGGGGAAGUGCUCACGCUGAGCGGAAGUCCGAGAGAUGACGGUAUCACAGUUUGGGAUAUUGCCAUUGAAGGUGUUGGUGAUCACUCUCCGUUUACUUCCAAGUCCAAGAAUAAUCUCUUGGCCAAGGGCAACUCCUCUAUCACUAGCGGUCUGAAAGUCACUGUGGACGGAUGCUCUCCAUACCUCACCCUCCCAAAGUCCACUUGCGACAACAUCGCCGAACACCUUCCCGUCAACUUCAAUUCUGACCUUGGUCUCUACAUCUGGGACACAAAGUCAGAUCAGUACGACGAAAUCGUCAACUCUGCGACUGCUUUAUCAUUCUCGUUCAUAUCAGACACGAACACCGACCCCGUCAAGAUCAGAGUUCCAUUCAUGCAUCUCAACCUCACUCUUUCGGAGCCAAUUGUCGAUAACCCUAUUCCCUACUUCCCAUGCCAUGUGAACAAUAAUGGAAGAUAUGUCCUCGGACGAUCGUUUCUACAAGAUGCUUUUAUCGGAGCGAACUGGCAUCCUGAUGCCAACAGGUGGUGGCUGGCUCAAGCACCAGGUCCCAGAGUUCAAGCGACGACAGACGUCACGUCAAUUGAGGUCAAGGAUAAGACUAUCAGCAAGGGUGGAAACAACUGGGAAGCUUCAUGGAAAGGUGUCUGGGACGAUGAGCCAGCGGCAUCGCCAUCGACCACUCCAACCAAAGCGGCUAGUCCCUCAGAACAAGAUGAAGUUGAAUCAAAGCCCUCCAUGCCAACCGCCACAAAGGUCGGAAUCGCCGUCGGAGCAGGUGCUGCCCUCUGUUUCAUCGCUCUUGGUCUCGGUAUCUUCUUCUGGCGACGGCGCCGUAGAGCUCAAGGCCAACAGUCUGAGACGCAACCAACGCAUUAUAAAGAUAACUCUGAUGGCUUUUCGGUAAAUUGGCCUAGUGCCUUGCCGCCGCAAGAGGUGUACGUUCCUAGGCAUAAGUUGCCUCCAUAUGAGAUGUCAGCAGAUGAGAGGCGGAUAUAUGAGAUGUAUGUUCAUGAGUCGCAGCAGAAGCGGCCAUUGACGCAGCGAUACGAGUUGGCAUGAAUUAGCGAGUCUUUGAAGCGAAAACUGUUCUUUUUUAAUGAUUUCUUUGUAUUGUUAAUGAUCACAUUAGAAUAGAUAAUUGCUCCCGACAUUGUAUAUCAAAUUUCGGUUGUCAGGUGUUAUCAUCUGAUCACCUUCGUUCACGCUGAC